Struthio camelus australis is the source of this 8145-nucleotide messenger RNA. NCBI's taxonomy places the organism in Eukaryota, Metazoa, Chordata, Aves, Struthioniformes, Struthionidae. The record is from RefSeq and is a predicted model, not a curated record.
UUUUAGCUACAGAAACGAACAGAUUAACCCUAACAGCACAGUACAGCACGAAGGCUUGGGCGGACCUUUUCCCUUUUUGACUUUACAACGCACAGGAGCUGCAGUAAGCUGAAGAGCCACGACGAUGGGCUCGCUGCCUAUGGUCAGCUACUGCAGAGCAGACCAACGGCGCGGGGCGGCUCGCUCCUGCACCCCUGCCCCACGCGGAGUCAAGUGGUCAGAAAACUACUUUCAGACCUCGACCAUCAACAAAAUAACAUUGCCGCGCAUUGUUGGCUAUCGGUUCUUUCUUUUAAGGAGAUGCUGAGGUUACUGCUUUAGUUCCCGUGACAACAGAAACGCCGAGACGCCACUGGGUGCUACCGCGGUUUAAGGAUCGCGCUGAUGAUGAGGUUUAACCCAUGACGUUAAGUGGUUUCUGUGGCCCCUAGGACAACGAGCAGCAGUGGAAAGGGAAGUAACCCGGCACAGACGUGGCUUUCCUUGUUGCCAACACCCUGCUUUUUUCCACCUUCCUGACGGACAGAGACCCCUUCCAAAUCCUCUCCACCAACUGGCAACAGAAGCAGGACAUCUUCAUUUACAGAUCAGAAUGAUGAAGGCACUUUAACGCCAGACAAAGAGCUGCUAGCCGGGAUGAUAGCAGAACCCGCUUUUCUCUCUGAGUAUACUAUCUUUGCUUUGGAUCCCACCAAACAACCUAAACCACAGAGUGACGGUGUGAGCUUACCUAAACAGCCAGUUACCCGAUCUACAGAAAACAAUGGAAGUGAACCAGCCUCCCCACAGUCGGGCGACACUCAGUCUUUUGCCCAGAGGCUUCAGCUCCGGGUUCCUUCCAUGGAGUCUUUGUUUCGAAGCCCCGUGAAAGAGUCCCUGUUCCGCUCUUCUUCUAAAGAGUCCCUGGUACGAACUUCUUCAAGAGAUUCAUUGAAUCGACUGGACUUGGACGCAGUUGCUCCCACCUUUGAUCCACCUUCUGACGUUGAGAGCGAAACAGAAGAGUCUCUGGGAAGUAUGGACAGCCUCAGCAAAGAGCAGCUGCUGCAGCGGUUGCGUAGAAUGGAACGCAGCUUGGGCAACUACAGAGGAAAGUACUCAGAGCUAGUGUCUGCUUAUCAAGUUAUUCAGCGAGAGAAGAAAAAGCUACAGGGUAUUCUGAGUCAAAGCCAGGAUAAAGCACUCCGCAGAAUUGGAGAACUGAGAGAGGAGCUCCAGAUGGAUCAACAAGCUAAGAAACAUCUCCAGGAGGAAUUUGAUGCUUCCUUAGAAGAAAAGGAUCAACUUAUUAGUGUCCUGCAAACUCAGGUAUCGUUGCUGAAACAGAGGUUACAAAAUGGCCAACUAGGCACUGAAUUACCUGAUCCAAAUAUCCAAUCUGAACCACAAGUUCAAAGUCCAACAAAAGAAAUCAGUGCAGAAAAUGUUAUGGAACCAGGAAGCAAUGAGGGUAAUGAAGAUUCUGUUAAAACACUGGAAGUUCUUACUCAGAGGGUGAAGCGCCAAGAGAACCUGCUGCAACGUUGUAAAGAGAUGAUUCGGUCACACAAAGAGCGCUCUGCCCAGCUAACCAACGAGAAAGAGGCGCUUCAAGAACAGUUAGAAGAGAGACUUCAGGAACUAGAGAAAAUGAAGGAGCUUCACAUGGCUGAGAAGACUAAACUGAUUACGCAGUUGCGUGAUGCAAAGAAUUUGAUUGAGCAGCUAGAACAAGAUAAGGGCAUGGUAAUUGCAGAGACAAAGCGACAGAUGCAUGAAACGUUAGAAAUGAAGGAGGAGGAGAUUGCCCAGCUGCGUGCUCGGAUCAAACAAAUAACUACAAAAGGCGAGGAAUUAAAAGAGCAGAAAGAAAAAUCUGAAAAAGCUGCUUUUGAAGAGCUUGAGAAGGCUCUGAGUAUUGCCCAAAAGACAGAGGAAGCCCGGAAAAAACUGCAGGCAGAAAUGGAUGAAAAAAUCAAAGCAGUAGAAAAGGCAAGUGAGGAAGAGAGGGUAAAUCUUCAACAGGAGUUAACCAGAGUGAAACAAGAGGUGGUUGAGAUUAUGAAGAAGUCUUCAGAAGAGCGUGUUGCCGAACUAGAAAAAUUCCAUAAAAAAGAAAUGGCUACCAAAGAUCAGGAGCUAGAUGAGAGAUUACAGGCCCAAGAAAAGGAAUUCCAGGAACAGAUGAAGGCCGCUCUUGAGAAGAGUCAAAGUGACUGUUUAAAAACCCUGCAAGAACAAGAGCAACAGGAAGCCCUAGCCUUAGAAGAGUUAGAGCUGCAGAAAAAAGCAAUACAGUCAGAGUGUGACAGGAAACUUCAAGAGAUGCAUCAAGAAGUAGAGACUUUUAGAACUAGGAUUCUUGAAUUGGAAAGCUCUCUUGCAAAGUAUUCACAAGAUGACAGAAAACGAUCAGAAGAAUUAAGCACUCUGAUGGAGUCUGAAAAAAACCAGCACACUGAAGAAAUCAAUUGUAUGGUUGAAAAACACAAGGAAGAAUUAGAAAAUGUGAAACAGCAGCAGGAAAAGCUUUGGACAGAAAAACUUCAAAUCCUCAAGCAACAACAAGUAACUGAGAUAGAAAAAAUGAGAGCGAAACAAGAACAAGAAAUAGAUGCAAUACUGAAAGAGAAAGAAACAGUUUUCCGUACACAUAUAGAAGAGAUGAAUGAAAAAACGUUAGAAAAACUUGAUGUGAAACAAACAGAGCUAGAAGCACUGUCUUCUGAGCUAUCAGAAGCAUUAAAAAUACGCCAUGAUUUAGAACAAGAGCUCUCAGUACUGAAAAGUGAAGUAGGUGAAGCAAAGCAAGAAUUGGAGACAAAGUUAGAAGAACAGAGGAACCGGCACAAGGAAGAAAUUGAAAUGAUGUUAAAAGAGCAUGAAAUUUCUAUUCAAGGAGUUGAGAAGGUACUCACGGAGGAACUGAACCAGCUCAAGCAAUCAUUGGAGGAAAAAGACAGACAGCUGGAGGAAGUAAAAGCCCAUGAACAGAAACUAAAGGAAUCUGUGGAAAGAUCUGAAAGUGAAUUUGUCCAAGCGUCUGCAAAGCUAGAGGAGCUCUCUCAGUCCCAUCAGAAUACUGCUAGGGAGCAGGCAAAGAUUUAUGAAGAGGAAUUAGCAAAGCUGCAGCAAAAACUGACAGGUCUGGAAGGUGAAAAAUUGCAACUUAAUGAGCAGAUAUUAAGAACUGAAUCCCAGCUGAAUGAAGUUAAGAAUGAGUUAGAAUCAUACAUCUCUCAGGUACGUGACCUGAGGCAGCAUCUGCAAGAGCAGAGCAAUGAAAAUACACAAAAAGUAACCUCUCUAACACAACAGUAUGAAUCUCAAUUGAAGGAUCUAGAAAGAGAGGCUGAUCAGACAAAGAGGACUCUGUCUGAGAAGGAAGAUGAAAUUGAACACAUGAGAAAGUCACAGAGUGAACAAGUGGAAGAGCUUAAACAGAAAUUGUCAGCCAAAGAGGAGAGAAUUAGUGCUUUACAAGGAGAAUAUGAAAAUAAACUGAAACAUCAGGAAAACAAGAUGGACAAAGUUAAACAGAGAGCAAAAGAGAUGCAGGAGACUUUCAAAAAGAAACUUACUGAGCAGGAAGCUAAACUAAAAAAAGAACUCGAAAACAAGCAGUUGGAGUUCAGUCAGAAAGAGAGCGAGUUCAAUGCUAAAAUGUUGGAAAUGGCACAUGCCAGCUCAGCUGGAAUCAGUGAUGCUGUGUCAAAACUGGAAUCUAAUCAGAAAGAGCAAUUAGAAAGUCUGGCUAAGGUUCAUAAGAGGGAGUUAGAGGAAAUCACCCAGAUUUGGGAAAAGAAACUCAAUCAGCAGGUUGAAGAGCUCCAGGAAAAACACGAACUGGAACUACAGGAGAAAGAGCAGGAAGUUGGAGACCUGAAACAGAAACUUGCCACCCUCAGUGCUGAGAACGAGGGCUCCAGAACCGAAAUAACCCGACUGAAGGAAGAACAGAUGAAGAGGGAGGAGUCCCUGAACGAAGUGCAAGAACGACUAAAGCAGUCAUUGGCCAAGGUGGAUGUUUUGUCAAAUAGUGAAAGUGACCUGAAAACACAGCUCAGAAAACUGGAAGGUGAUCUUAGUCAGUCUAAGAAAGACCACUCAGUACUUCAGGAACAGCUUAGCAAUCAGAAAGCAGUAGAAGAAAAGGACAAAGCUAAAAUAAGUGAUCUUACAGAUACGCUGAAAACCCUUGAGGAGAAACUCCAAACUGUGCAGUCUUCUCAAUGUAAAGAUCAUGAAAAUUAUGAGAAAAAAAUAGAGGCGAUUCAACUGAAAGAAACCGAGUUUAAGAGGUUGUCAGGAGAACUUGUAGCGCAGUUAGAUGCUUAUUGGAAGAAUGCUGAAGCUCUAUUACAAACAAAAAGCAAUGAAUUAAUUGAAAAAUGUAAUGAAAAAAUUGGCACAGUAGCAUGCAAAAUUGCAGAUUGUGAAUACCGAACUGCAAAAAUUAAAGAAGCCAUAUUAAUUAAAAGGGGUAAGAUUCCCGAACUAGAAGCUCAACUUAAAGAAGCUACAGAGCAUCAUUCUGCUCUAAGUAGUUCUUUACAAAAGUCAAUGCAACAGCUGCAAGAGAAAGACAGUUUAAUCAUGUCCCUGAGAGCUGACAUUGAAGGACUUGUAACAGAAAAGGAACAACUGCAAAAAGAAGGAGGGCAUCAGCAGCAAGCAGCAUCAGAAAAAGAAACUUGCAUAACACAGCUGAGGAAAGAGUUAUCAGAAAAUAUCAAUGCUGUCACCUCAAUGAAAGAAGAACUCCAGGAAAAAGAAUCUGAAAUUUCUGCUCUCAACAAAACGGUUAAUGAGCUUAACGUUAGACUUGAAAACAUGGUAAGUGUAACUGAGAAAGAAGCAGCCAUGUUACGCGAGCAGCAUCAAGAGAGUCAGGUGCAAUUGUUAAAGCAGGUACAAGAGUUAUCGUCCAGAGUUGAGACACUGAGUCAAGAAAAAGCAUCAGCUCUUGAGCAGGCGGAUCAGUGGAUGACCAGACUCUCAGAGUGGAAGAGGAAAGCACAAACAAGGUUUACACAAAAUCACGAUACUAUUAAAGAUUUGCAGAGCAAACUUGUACUAAGCAAUACCCAAGCUAGUGAAAAAGAUGACGAGCUAAAUAAACUGAAGGAGGAGCUGGCUAAACAAAGCAAGAAUGUGGAUAGUUUAAAAAGUGCAUGGGAACAAAGGCAGAACCAGAGGGAAAAGCAAGAGAGUGAGUUGACCGCAGAGUUAAAAAUCCAAGCAGCAAGAAUUGCUGAACUAGAAGAACACAUUGCUCAGAAAACUUCCGAAAACAAUUCCUUGAUGGAGGAACUUCAAAAGUAUAAUGAACAAAACGACACAGAGCAAAAAGAGAUCGCUUGGCAACUCCAGCAGGCAGAGGAGAUGGCUUCUGAAAAGGACAAUAGGUUUAAGGAGGCUGAAGAAAAAGUGCUUAAUCUUGAAAAGAAAAUAAGUUCAUUGGAGGCUGAAUUUGAAGCAAAGGAAAGGGAAUUUGAACGAAUUAAAUCAGUGAUACUUAAAAGCAAAGAGGAAGAGCUGAAAGGAUUAGAAGAGAGACUGAAUGCAGAAAACAGCGCUAAGUUAGCAGAUCUGAAGAAGAAGGCAGAGCAAAAGAUUGGUUCUAUUAAAAAGCAAUUGAUGUCUCAAAUGGAAGAAAAGGAACAGCAACUUAAGCAAGAUAGAGAAAAUCAGUUAAGAAACUUGGAACAAAGAGUGCAGGAAAGAGAAGCCAAGAUUGAGACCUUGGAACUAAAAAUCAAGUCAACAAGAGAUUCCACAGAAUUAGAGGAGGAAAUGCUGCAAAAAGUAGAGAGUGUAAAAGCUGCUGUAGAACAAGAAAAGGAUAAAAUGCUUGAGAGUGUCCGACAGACUUAUGAAGAGAAAAUACAUGUGUUACAGAAGGACUUAUCUGAAAAAGAUGAAUUAUUGCAGAAGUAUGAAAAGGAACAAAGAGAGAGGAAUGACUCUCAUCUAGAACUGCAAAGCAAACAGGAAGAACUGUUCGGAAAACUGGCAUGUGUUGAGAAGAGACUUCAAGAGGAACAACGUUUGACCGAAAGCCUCAGGAAAGAACUUGAGGAGCAAACUAAAAAAUGCUCAGUGUUAGUGGAUGAGUUAGCAAGCAGUAGGGAGGAAUUAAAAGCGAAAGAACAAAAACAUCUUGAUAUGGAGACUGUAACUGGAGGUUUCCAGAAAAGAUUGCAGGAAAAGGAGGCAUCCAGUCAAUCUUUAGAAGAGAAGAUAAGAGAGUUGGAAAACAAUCUAAUGAAGGAAAAGGAAGUGCACAAGACUGAGCUGGAAGAUACAAGUUUGAGAUAUGAAGAAAAACUAAAAAGUUUGCAGCAGCAGUUGGAUGAAAGAAAUGACCACCUGAAAGCUUUUGAAGAAAGUGCUGAAGAAAAGACUAGAUCUGAUUUAGAGCUGCAGAAGUUACUGGGUGAUAUGCAGACCCAGCAGAAGGACUUGCAAAAUAAACUGGAGGACUCUGAAAGGGAGAAACAGAAACUACGCAAAGAUGUGAAUAGUCUUCAGAAAGACCUGCGUACUCUGCGAAAAGAGCAUCAGCAGGAACUUGACAUAGUUAAGAAGGAGUCCUUAGAAGAAAUGGAGGAGAAAAUCAGGUGUGAACAAGAAGACAUUGAAUUAAAGCACAACUCCACCUUAAAGCAGUUAAUGAGAGAGUUCAAUACUCAGCUGGCUCAAAAAGAGAGGGAAUUGGAAACUGCUGUAAAAGAGACGAUCAGUAAAGCCCAGGAGGUAGAAACUGAAUUGAUAGAAAACCAUCACAUAGAGACAACACAGCUGCAUAAAAAAAUUGCAGAAAAAGAUGAUGAUCUAAAAAGAACUGUAAAAAAAUAUGAAGAAAUCCUUGAGGCUCGUGAAGAAGAAAUGACUGCAAAAGUUCACGAGUUGCAGUUACAGCUAGAAGAAUUGCAAAAGGAGUACAAACAAAGGAUGGCAGAAGUGGAGCAUCAAAACAGUGAAUUCUCCACUCCUUGGAGUUUCCGUGGCAGGCUUUGGAGAAACUCAAAGGAGUUAUUCCGUUUGUGGCAGGUAACAAUAGCAGAACUUCAGGCACAGCUUGCACAGAAGACAACACUCGUCAAUGAUUCAAAGUUGAAAGAGCAGGAGUUCAAAGAGCAGAUUCAUGUGCUGGAAGACCGGCUGAGAAAUUAUGAGAAGAACAUGUAUGUCACAGCAGUUGGAACACCAUACAGAGAUGGAAACCUUUGCCAUACUGAUGUUUCCCUCUUUGGAGAGCCUACUGAGUUUGAAUACUUGAGGAAAGUGCUGUUUGAAUAUAUGAUGGGUCGUGAGACAAAGACAAUGGCCAAGGUUAUAACAACGGUACUGAAAUUCCCAGCUGAUCAGACUCAGAAGAUCUUAGAACGAGAAGAUGCUCGACCAUUGUCAUGGCUACGACCAACUUGAAGAAAUUGUGAUGAUAAUCUCUUAUGACAGAGCUGCUUAGAAAUAUGUCCGUAUCUCUGUUGUCCCUUGAGAAUGGGCAAGAAGAAAAGCUUUUAUUUGAGGUCACAAAUGGCGCAGCAAGAACCAAAAUUCAGCACCACCUUUGGACCAUGAAUAUAGUUAAUAAUUGCCUUGACAAGAAACGCUAAUCAGGGGUUAUCUGGUGAUGAGGCUUUUUUCUCUUCUAUUGAAUAUUGUCUUCUAUUUUGUGUUAAAGGUUAUUUUUUUAAAGGAGAGAAAAGACUUCAUCCUAGGAAGGAAUUGCCCACUACUGUGUCUCCAUACAGGUUUCACUGGGUGUUUUUUAAGAGUUGAACUAAAUGGUUUGUCUCUUCUAUUUAUUUUUUUAUUUUUGAAUGAAUUGUGCAAUACAUUUUGGAUGGGUAGCAGUUGAGGUGAUUUUCCUGAUUGAACUAGACACUCUCGUUUGACUACUCUCUCCCAACUUGAUCUUCUGAUUGUUUGCUAAAGGUCACUUCUAUAUGCUUUUGCCUACAAUAAAUCCAGAUUGCAGUACCUCAUUUGUUUACUCUUAGCUUUUGUACUUAUAUUUUCUGGAGAAAAAAAUACAUUACUGUAAAUUGUAAAUAGUUAAUACAUAACUGUAUCAUAUGCUGAUCUGUGACUGUUGACAGCACUAAUCUGACAGAAGCUGAGAUAAAAUAAAGUUUAUUUACUGUAUAAUUUUGGAAC